Molecule: messenger RNA, 684 nt
Organism: Galeopterus variegatus (Sunda flying lemur)
Lineage: Eukaryota; Metazoa; Chordata; Mammalia; Dermoptera; Cynocephalidae
Gene: FCER1A
Product: Fc fragment of IgE, high affinity I, receptor for; alpha polypeptide
Exons: 4
Coding region: 1-684 (227 amino acids)
Biological process (GO): cell surface receptor signaling pathway
Molecular function (GO): transmembrane signaling receptor activity
Source: RefSeq, a predicted model, not a curated record
AUGUUAGCAGUCACCUGGAAAUCUGUGAUAUCCUUGAGCCCCCCAUGGAAUAGAAUAUUUAAAGGAGAGAAUGUGACUCUUACAUGCAAUGGGAAAAAUUUCCUUGAAGUCAACUCCACUAAGUGGACCCAUAAUGGCAACCUUUCAGUAGUGACAACUUCAAGUUGGGACAUCUUGAAUGCCAGCAUCCAGGACAGUGGGAAAUACAAAUGUCAGAACCAAAAUUUUAAAGAGAGUGAACCUGUGUACCUGGAAGUCAUCAGUGACUGGCUGCUAAUUCAAGCCUCUCCUGCGGUGGUAACCGAAGGCCAGUCCCUCCUCUUAAGGUGCCAUGGUUGGAAGAACCGGGAUGUCUAUAAGGUGAUCUACUAUAAGAAUGGCAAAGCUCUCAAAUACUGGUAUGAGAACCACAACAUCUCAAUUGCAAGUGCCACAACUGAAGACAGUGGCACCUAUUACUGCAAGGGCAAUCUUUGGCAGUUGCCUUAUACCUCUGAUCCCCUCAACAUUACUGUAAUAAAAGCUCACCAAAGCAAGUACUACUGGCUACAAUUUUUUAUCCCAUUGUUGGUGGUGAUUCUGUUUGCUGUGAACACAGGAUUAUAUAUCUCAACCCAGCAGCAGUUCCUAUUUCUCUUGAAGAGCCAGAGGACCAGGAAAGGCAACAAACUUCUCACAUCCUAA